CUGGCCAAUCCCCGCGCCCCGCACCUCGGCUGGACCCCGGGACGGAUGCCCCCUCCUCCUCCUGCCAAGGAUGCUCCAGCGUGCCCUGUAAUACCCGUGUAUCCUCGUCGGGAAGAAGGAGCCCCCCCCCCCCACGGUUCCUGCCCCGCGUAGCAGCGCGACCGACAGACGUCCUUCCGUGCGAACAUGCCCGCGCCCGCGUGCUGACCUCCGCCGGGCACGGUGGACACUCUGGCGCGCGCCCGCCCUGCACGUCCAGCCGCUCCCGGCUGCUGGCACCCCGGCCCCCGCGUCCGUCCAGCACGUGUGCCUUUAUCCGUGGGUCAUUUCGAAAGUCCGCCGUUGUAAAUGUUUAUCAUUUUGCUGCUGUCCUGUUUCUGCCCGGGGACUGUGCCAGCGCUUGCCGAGAGCGGCGGAGACCGCCGGGACCUGAGCCCAGAGAAGAGCGAAAUAUGGGGACCCGGGCUGAAGGCGGACGUCGUCCUUCCCGCCCGUUACUUUUACAUCCAGGCCGUGGACACCUCGGGGGAACUGUUCACAUCUUCGCCGGGUGAAAAGGUCUUCCAGGUUAAAAUCUCAGCACCUGAUGAGCAGUUCACUAGAGUUGGAGUCCAGGUUUUAGACCGAAAGGAUGGGUCCUUCAUUGUCAGAUACAGAAUGUAUGCAAGCUACAGAAGUCUGAAGAUAGACGUAAAAUACCAAGGUCAACAUGUGGCCAAAUCUCCCUAUAUUUUAAGAGGUAUGCGAACAGGACCCGUGUACCAUGAGAACUGUGACUGCCCUUUGGAAGAUAGGGCAGCCUGGCAGCGGGAGAUGAACUGCCCAGAAACCAUUGCACAGAUCCAGAAAGAUCUGUCCCAUUUCCCUGCUGUGGAUCCGGAAAAGAUUGCAGCAGAAAUCCCAAAAAGAUUUGGACAGAGACAGAGCCUGUGUCACUACACCUUAAAGGACAAUAAGGUUUAUAUCAAGACUCACGGUGAACACGUGGGCUUCAGAAUUUUCAUGGAUGCAAUACUGCUUUCCCUGACUAGAAAGGUGAAAAUGCCGGAUGUGGAGUUUUUUGUCAAUUUGGGAGACUGGCCUUUGGAAAAAAAGAAAUCCAGUUCAAACAUCCAGCCGAUCUUUUCCUGGUGUGGCUCCACAGAUUCCAAGGAUAUCGUGAUGCCUACCUACGACUUGACUGACUCAGUUCUAGAAACCAUGGGCCGAGUCAGUCUGGACAUGAUGUCUGUGCAAGCUAACACGGGGCCUCCGUGGGAAAGUAAGAACUCCACGGCUGUCUGGAGGGGGCGGGACAGCCGCAAAGAGAGGCUGGAGCUGGUGAAGCUCAGUAGAAAACACCCGGAACUGAUCGACGCUGCUUUUACCAACUUCUUCUUCUUUAAACACGAUGAGAGCCUGUACGGUCCUAUCGUAAAACACAUCUCCUUUUUCGAUUUCUUCAAGCAUAAGUAUCAGAUAAACGUAGACGGCACAGUAGCAGCGUACCGCCUGCCCUACCUCCUGGUGGGUGACAGUGUCGUGCUGAAGCAGGACUCCAUCUACUAUGAACACUUUUACAAUGAGUUGCAGCCCUGGAAGCACUACAUUCCGGUUAAAAGCAACCUGAGCGACCUCCUGGACAAGCUUCAGUGGGCAAAAGAUCAUGACGAGGAGGCAAAGAAGAUAGCAAAAGCAGGACAAGAAUUUGCAAGAAAUAAUCUAAUGGGGGAUGACAUAUUCUGUUAUUAUUUCAAACUGUUCCAGGAAUAUGCAAGUUUGCAAGUGAGUGAGCCCCAAAUCCGAGAGGGCAUGAAGAGGGUGGAACCCCAGUCGGAGGACGACCUCUUUCCUUGCACUUGCCACAGGAGGAAGACGAAAGAUGAACUCUGAUAUGCACAAUACCUUCCGUUCAGAUAAUGGUGCUCUGAAGACUCUCCUUAACUGUAAAGAAAAAUAUUUUUAAGUAUUAUUUUAAUCCACAGACAGUAUAAAAUCAACUGUGUGAUUUGUAUUACCAGGAUAUUUCUAUGAUGCAGUAUUCCCGCAGCUGUCUUUUACAGCACAUUUUUAAAUUUUUAUAAUAAAACCACCUUUAUUGUAAAGA
Messenger RNA from Jaculus jaculus (lesser Egyptian jerboa), 2086 nucleotides. It is a transcript of the gene Poglut2, whose product is annotated as protein O-glucosyltransferase 2. The transcript has 10 exons. The record is from RefSeq and is a predicted model, not a curated record. The coding region runs from base 349 to 1872 and encodes 507 amino acids. NCBI's taxonomy places the organism in Eukaryota, Metazoa, Chordata, Mammalia, Rodentia, Dipodidae. Gene Ontology annotation, cellular component: endomembrane system. Gene Ontology annotation, molecular function: protein binding; glucosyltransferase activity.